GUGUGACUGGCUGUCGGGGCGGCAUCAGCAGCAGCAGCAGCAGCAGCGGGCUGAGGGAGACGGAGAAGGAGGAACGCGGGCAGGCUGCAUCAUGGCGGACAGAGACAGCGGCAGUGAGCUCGGAGGAUUCGCCACGGGCCCCGGCGGUGGCGGCGGUGGCGGAGGCGGCCCCGGAGGAGGCGGCGGUGGCGGUGGCGGUGGCGGCAGCGGCAGCGGCAGCGGCCUGGGCCUCGCGCACCCGGGCGCCGUGGGCGCAGCGUCGCGCCUGCAGCACGACACCGAGGAGCUGGCGUCGAAGCGCGUCGACAUCCAGAACAAGCGCUUUUACCUGGACGUGAAGCAGAACGCGAAAGGUCGCUUCCUGAAGAUCGCCGAGGUCGGCGCCGGCGGCAACAAGAGUCGCCUCACGCUCUCCAUGUCCGUGGCCGUGGAGUUUCGGGACUAUCUGGGCGACUUCAUCGAGCACUACGCGCAGCUGGGGCCCAGCCACCCGGACACGGCGCAGGACGAGCCGCGGCGCGCGCUUAAGAGCGAGUUCUUGGUGCGCGAGAAUCGCAAGUACUACAUGGACCUGAAGGAGAACCAGAGGGGCCGCUUCCUGAGGGUCCGGCAGACCGUGAACCGGGGGCCCGGCCUGGGCACGGCGCAGGGCCAGACUAUCGCGCUGCCGGCGCAGGGGCUCAUCGAGUUCCGUGACGCGCUCGCCAAGCUCAUCGACGACUACGGCGUGGACGAGGAGCCCGCCGAGCUGCCCGAGGGCACGUCGCUCGCCGUGGACAACAAGCGUUUCUUUUUCGACGUGGGCGCCAACAAGUACGGCGUGUUUAUGCGCGUGAGCGAGGUGAAGCCCGCCUACCGCAACUCCAUCACGGUGCCGUGCAAAGUGUGGUCCAAGUUCGGCGCCACCUUCUGCAAGUACGCCGACGAGAUGAAGAGGAUCCAGGAGCGGAGCAGGGAGCGGAGGGCGCGCGAGCUCCUGCCCGAGGGCCUGCACGGGGACGACGGGGACGAGGAUUAACCGGGGCACGAGGAGGAUAAGGAGGAGGAGGGGGGGGGCGUGUGUAAGUGUGUGAUGCUUAUCCGCGAGGACGGAGACGUUCAAAAGACAGAAAACACGUGAAGAAAGAACGAAUGACAAUGUAAACAAACAUUGCUGCACAAGAAAGGCAUGUGGCGGAGUUUGAACCUUCACGGAGGCGUUGGGUUUUUUCCCCACCUGUAUUCCGACAAACGCCGCCUCCUGCGCUACGAGUGGUCAGUUGUGUCCAGGCCCCUGCGUUGGAACUGGCCAGAAGCAGCGCUCUUCCUGGUCUACCAGUGGCUAGUAGGAUCCUCCUGCGUUGGAAUUGGCUGAUAGGAUCAUUCUCGCGCUGGGAUUGGCUGCUUGUGUCUUGCCUCAUGUGCUACGAUUGGCUAGUAGUGUCCUGCUCGCUGUGCUAGGAUUAGCCUGGAUCUCGCGUCCUGCGCUGUGAUUGGCUCAUAGUUCAUGCUUGCAAGCAGUCCACCGAAAGUGUGAAGUACUGGCCCGUUUUAGCGCAGGCGGCGGGGUUUGCCGGAAUACGGGUAGGGAAAAAAAUAACACGGACUUAGAGCUGCAUCUAUUGCCCCAUGGCCUGGAUUUAAACCCACUUCCUCACCACAGAACAAUAAGCCGCUGCUAUCAGUACCACAGUGAUGGUCCACAUGUCCAUAGGUGGAGUGUCCUUCCCCAUGCCCCCCCAUUUGCUCUGUACACGUCCAAGCUAUUGCAGCACGGUUCCAAAGUGUGAAUUGGAAAAAAUGUGCUUAGUGCUACCGUUUGACUUCCAGCACAAAAAGCUACUGUAUGUAGGAAUCAUCUGAACCAAAAUUGUAAUUAAAACGAAUCUAGAUUGGGAGGUACAAGUAGGAUUAAGCACUGCUUGCACUGGCGUGCACCACAGCAGAAGACUGAGCACGGACCGCAAGCCCCUCUGCCCGAGCGAGUGAAGGGCAACUGAGGAAAACUGAAAGUGUGUCCUCACUCUUUUGUCCUUUUUUGAAACUUAGAGAGAGAAAAAAAGCAAAUGGGACAGUUUCCAUGAGCUGUUCCACUAAGCAGAACGCAGAGAGGCUUUGCUAUUACGACCGCUAAACGUUUAUUUCUAUUAAAUAUAUCAACCCUAUUGCACCAUGCACAGCAAAAUCCCCAGGAAUGAACCCUACAGUGGUGAUCCAACACCUGCAGUGUCCACUCGAGUCCAGCUGGACACACGUGGACACUGUAAAGAGUCCAUUCAGCAACCGGGGCCUUUGCUGUGCGCCCACUGGCGUUUGGGCACGUUUCAUUCAAGUGCUAACUUAGAACUACAAAUUUAUGAUUUUGUGAAUCAGAUGUAUUUAGAUUCUUAUAUAAAAAAUGCCCACGUUUUCUGUGGGGACUUUGUUUUGUUUGUUUGUUUUGUUUUGUU
Messenger RNA from Colossoma macropomum (tambaqui), 2429 nucleotides. It is a transcript of the gene purab, whose product is annotated as purine-rich element binding protein Ab. Bases 92 to 1018 code for a protein of 308 amino acids. The transcript has a single exon. Gene Ontology annotation, molecular function: RNA polymerase II transcription regulatory region sequence-specific DNA binding; DNA-binding transcription factor activity, RNA polymerase II-specific; purine-rich negative regulatory element binding. Gene Ontology annotation, biological process: regulation of transcription by RNA polymerase II. Lineage: Eukaryota; Metazoa; Chordata; Actinopteri; Characiformes; Serrasalmidae. Gene Ontology annotation, cellular component: nucleus. The record is from RefSeq and is a predicted model, not a curated record.